UAUAGUGUGGUCUUGCACAGUGCAACAGCUCACAAAAAGAAGUCCAGGAUUCUCUCUGAUUGGAGGUUGUUUUAAAAACAGGAUCAUACCAGAUUCUCUAGGUUGGCACCAGGAUUCCCACAUCUGGGUCUUCUACUGGAAAUAAGGUUGGCUGGUAACAUUUACCAGUCCUUCAAGGGGAGGGGGGAAAAAUGCACCAUGUCAUGAGAACAUUCAAGCAGUCCCACGGUGAAGCCCAUGUAUAGAGGAACUGAGGUCUUCAACCAUUAGCUGGACCCAACUUGACAGUCAUAAUCAAGAGGGAAUUUUUCUCUGAUCUUCAUGGAGAGAACCUGGCAGGACUCCUGAAGGUAAUUGUUACCAGCAAUAAAAAUUUGACAACUAUUGACCUAGAAUAUGAUUCUCGAGGCUGGCUUCACAACAGAAUCACCUGGAGGAGAAAAUGAUCCUUAAUCAACAUCCCCAGAGAUUCUAUUUCAGCUGGUCGGCCGUGGGGUCCAGUACAAGAUACUACCAAGCCCCGUGACAUUUAAAGGGUGACACACAAAGAGCUCCCUGAGCAAUCACCUCCUAAAAUACACGAAAGUCUUUCUAGUUUGCUGGUUGAUUGACAGAUGGUCUGAGGACGCCUUCUCGGAGCCACUCACAGGUAACUGUCCCAGCAGGAAGUAAAGGCUGGCCGCGCUGGCCCGGCAGCAGAGAGAGCAGGCGGGCGCAGCCGCGCGGUGGAGGCUUCAGCGGGGGCUGUGCUGGAGGGAGUUUCAGCGGCAGCCCUGAGCGCAGAGCUCUUGAAAAGUACAUCAAGUCUAAAGUGAACCGGCUCACUCUUGGGCAGUACUGGAACCAUGAGCAAUAAUGGAACAGACUUAACCACUGGUUUCAUCUCCUCUUCUGUGGCUGUCCUUUUGUUUGGCUCAAACUUUGUACCACUCAAAAAAUAUGAUACUGGUGAUGGAAUGUUUCUCCAGUGGGUACUUUGUGCUGCCAUAUGGAUGAUUGCCCUGGCGGUCAAUCUGAUACUACAUUGCCCUAAAUUUUGGCCUUUUGCAAUGGUUGGGGGCUGCAUUUGGGCAACAGGGAAUAUUGCUGUUGUCCCAAUUAUCAAAACCAUUGGUUUAGGCCUUGGAAUAUUAAUCUGGGGAUCUUUUAAUGCCUUAACUGGCUGGGCAAGCUCAAGGUUUGGCUGGUUUGGAAUGGAUGCAGAAGAAGUGUCAAAACCAGUGCUAAAUUACAUUGGAGCUGGAUUAUCGGUAGUAAGUGCUUUCAUAUUUUUGUUCAUCAAAAGCGAAAUACCAAGCAGCACGAGUUCUGUGGACACCACACCGUUAAUGACAGAGCAUGUGAUCAACAAAAUUCAAGAUCCCUGUCGUGACUAUUCCUGGGUGGAUAAACUCUCUACACUGCAACAGCGCAUAGUGGGCUGCAGUCUUGCAGUGAUAUCUGGAAUACUCUACGGGUCUACGUUUGUGCCAAUCAUUUAUAUAAAGGACCACAGCAAAAGAAAUGAUAGCAUAUACACAGGGGCAAGCCAGUAUGAUUUAGACUAUGUUUUUGCACACUUCAGCGGCAUCUUUCUUACGAGUACAGUCUACUUUUUCGCCUACUGUAUAGCCAUGAAAAAUAACCCUAAGCUAUAUCCUGAAGCAGUCUUGCCAGGUUUCCUGUCAGGAGCUCUUUGGGCAAUAGCUACCUGCUGUUGGUUCAUAGCUAACCACUCUCUCAGUGCUGUGGUCAGUUUUCCAAUAAUCACUGCUGGUCCAGGAUUUAUAGCUGCAAUGUGGGGUGUCUUCAAGUUUAAGGAAAUACAGGGUCUACAAAACUACCUAUUGAUGAUAUUUGCAUUUUGCAUCAUCUUGACUGGAGCAUUAUGCACGGCUUACUCUACAAUCUAACAGGCACAAGACCAGCAGAUGGCAGCAGUGGGUAAGAGAACACCACUACGGGACUCCACAAAUCUGCCAAGGACAGAGUUCAUUUUCAUACAGCAAAUGGAUCUCCACUUGUCUUGGACUGGGUAAAUGAUUUUUUUCCCCACAAAUGUGAAAAUAAAGAAAACUAAGUUUCAGUCAAGUGUAAAAAUGAAAAAAUCUGCUAAUGAACUAUUUAUGAAGGGAAGAUUUUCCUGGGUGACUACAAUGUCUGCAUUCUCACAGCUGAGUGCUGCUUUUACCACAAUAUGGACUCAAUGGGCAAGGCAACUUCUGCUUGUUGCAUAAGCUACAAAACAGCGUGGAGUUCAUAUACACAAAGAAUUUUGUAUAUGUCCAAGUUUCCAACAUGUUACCCUCAUAAAUGAAGAGAGGAAGAAAAAUGUUGGGGAGAGAAAUAGAAGACCCACCUUGUAAUGGAAUUCCAAAGAUAUUUAGAUCCUUUGCUAGAAAAAGUAAAUGUCACGGUUGGUCACUGAAUGUUAAAAAGGCCAUUUCAUUAUUUUUAGCCCAACCUUAUUUUUACUUCAAAUUAAUAUUGCGCAACUCUACAUCACCCACUGGUCUUAGCUCAAAAUGCUCUUGAUUAUCUCCAGAUAAAAUCCUCUUCAGAGAGGAAAAAUUUCCCACCUUUGGGAUUAUAUGUAUAAUACAUAUACAAACAAAAAGUGCACAUACAUAAAUGCACACACAUAUGUAUGUAUGUAGGGGGAAUUCUAGAGUUGCUGUAGUGAGGGUCUAGCUUAUCAGAAUGAGAAUUUAGAGGGACCAAAAUCUUCUUUGUAUGUAUAAUUUAUUAUUUUUUUCUGAAAUAUACUUCUGUAAAAUUCUCUUUAAACUGGAGACUUUCUUCCUGUUUUAACUGGUGGUUUCCAUUAGGUUAAAGAAAAUAAUGGACAUGUUAUUUAUACAUAUGUGUGUGUGUCUGUGUGUGUGUGUGUGUAUUCAGAAGAGACAGAAUAGCAUUCUACUUAAGUGUAUGCACUCUAGAGCUAACCCAAAUGGGUUUAAAUCUCACUUGUUCUUCAUCUUAAUUGUAUGACUUUGAACAAGUUCCUGAGCUUCCUGUAUCAGAUUCCUCAUCUGUAAAAUGGAAAAUAGUGAUAAUGAUGAUUGUUGCAAGGUUCAAGUUAAUUAAAAUCUGUACCAUGUGUUCAUGAGUGUCUGGCACUUGGCAAACGUUA
Felis catus (domestic cat) is the source of this 3112-nucleotide messenger RNA. It is a transcript of the gene TMEM144, whose product is annotated as transmembrane protein 144. Gene Ontology annotation, cellular component: membrane. The record is from RefSeq and is a predicted model, not a curated record. Gene Ontology annotation, biological process: carbohydrate transmembrane transport. Gene Ontology annotation, molecular function: carbohydrate transmembrane transporter activity. Bases 846 to 1892 code for a protein of 348 amino acids. Lineage: Eukaryota; Metazoa; Chordata; Mammalia; Carnivora; Felidae. The transcript has 18 exons.